AUCUUGUCAGUGAAGAGGCCUAUAACUAAUUAGCUUCAUAGUGGACACACCUGUUGGACACUGUCUCUAGUCUAGUAGAGAGCUACAGAAACUAUUCCUCUAAAGCUGCAUCAUUUGAGACUGUCCCAAAAUGACUGGUCGGGCACGAGCUAGAUCACGAGGCCGAGCACGUGGUCAAGAGACUGUGGCACCUGGAGCGAGCCAGGCCCGAGGAGAGCCUGCACCACCGGCUCCCCCACCUGCAGAGGGAGAGCUGGUCGGUAGAGGGAGACAGAAAGGUGCUCCAGGACCCUUUUCUGCAGAAGCUGUUCUACAGAUUUCAGCUGGAUUUCAGCAGAUGAAGCUGGCAGAACGAGGUGGACGCCGCCGCGAUUUUAAUGACACCGGGGUUAACACCCGGCAGGCUAUGGAGCAUGUCAAGGACUCAAAGUCUGGAACAUCUGGUGCUCCCAUUGCUUUGACGGCAAACUUCUUUCGCAUCCUGUCCCGUCCUCGGUGGCUGCUGUAUCAGUACCAUGUGGACUACAACCCACCAAUGGAGGCUCGUCGCCUGAGAUCUGCCCUCCUCUUUCAGCACGAGGAAGUACUUGGCUCAGCGCGGAGCUUUGAUGGAGCUCUGCUUUUCUUGCCUCACAGAUUGCAAAACAAGGAGACUGUGCUCCACAGCGAGACGAGGAUGGGAGAGAAGGUUCAGAUAACUGUCACCUUGACAAAUGAACUGCCGCCCACAUCACCAGUGUGCAUUCAGUUUUACAACAUCAUAUUCAGAAGGAUCUUGAGAAUUCUUGACAUGCAGCAGAUUGGACGCAACUACUACAACCCCAAAGAUCCACUCAACAUCCCGCAGCACAGGCUGACCAUCUGGCCAGGCUACUCCACCACCAUUUUGCAGUACGAGACCUCCAUUAUGCUGUGCACUGACGUGAGCCACAAGGUGCUGCGGAGUGAGACGGUCCUUGACUUUAUGGCCAACCUGAGGCAGAAGUGUGGAAAUCAACGCUUCCCUGAGAUCUGUGCUAAGGAGCUUGUUGGACUCAUAGUCCUCACCAAGUACAACAACAAGACCUACAGGAUUGAUGAUAUUGCAUGGGAUCACACUCCCAACAACACGUUCACAAAGGGAGACACAGAUAUUUCCUUCAAGAACUACUACAAGACUCAAUACAACCUGGACAUCACUGAUGGGAACCAGGUGCUGCUGGUCAGCCAUGUGAAGAAAAUGGGUCCUUCUGGAGGUCCUACUCCUGGCCCGGCCAUGCUCAUCCCAGAGCUGUGCUACCUUACAGGCUUGACUGACAAGAUGCGAGCUGACUUCAGGAUCAUGAAGGACUUGAGCGAGCACACCAGAUUGAACCCAGAGCAGAGGGAGGGACGCCUCAACCGAUUUGUCAGCAAUAUACAGAAGAAUGCUGACGCACAGGCGGAGUUGGAUAAGUGGGGACUCAACUUUGAUAAGGAACUCCUAAAUCUGACUGGCAGAGUCCUCCCAGCAGAGAGGAUUUUCCAGGGAACAAAAUCGUACGAUUACAACCCCUGGCUAGCUGACUGGGCCAAAGAGAUGCGCGGGGUGCCUCUGAUCAGCGCUCCUCCGCUGGAUAGCUGGCUCUUGUUUUACACCCGUCGUAACAGCAACGAAGCCCAGUCCCUCCUGCAGACCCUCAACCGAGUCUCACCUCCACUCGGCAUCCGCAUGCAGAGACCGGUCAUGGUCGAGUUCGAGGAUCAUCAGGAGUCUCUCCUCAGAGCCCUGCAGCAAAAUGUUGGACCCCAAACACAGAUGGUGGUGGUGGUCCUCCCCAGCAACAGGAAGGACAAGUACGACACCGUCAAGAAGUACCUGUGUGUGGACUGCCCCACUCCCAGCCAGUGUGUGGUUUCCCGUACCCUAAGCCGACCUCAGGCACUCAUGACUGUGGCUACCAAGAUUGCUUUGCAGAUGGCUUGCAAGAUGGGAGGAGAGCUCUGGAGUGUGGAAAUCCCUCUCAAACAUCUGAUGAUUGUGGGCAUUGACUGCUACCACGACACCAUUGCUGGGAAAAGGUCCAUUGGAGCUCUAGUGGCCAGCCUCAACCAGAGCAUGAGCAGGUGGUACUCCAAGUGUGUGCUGCAGCACAAAGGCCAGGAAAUCAUGGACGGACUGAAGAUGGCCUUAAGUGGUGCGCUGAAAGACUAUCUGAAGUUCAACAACUGCCUGCCUUCUCGCAUCAUUGUGUACCGAGAUGGAGUGGGAGACGGCCAGCUGCACAGCGUGGUCAACUAUGAGGUUCAACAGAUCAUGGACUCCAUCAAGUCCAUGGGACACGACUACAUGCCCAAGCUGAGUGUGGUGGUGGUGAAGAAGCGCAUCAGCAGCAGGUUUUUCGCCCGCAUCAAAGGCAAGGUGUCCAACCCUCCACCAGGCACAGUUGUUGACACAGAGGUCACCCGUCCAGAGUGGUUUGACUUCUGCAUCGUGAGCCAGGCUGUCGCCAGUGGAAGCGUCUCCCCAACCCACUACAACAUUGUGUACGACACCAGUGGACUGAAGCCCGAUCACAUGCAGCGGCUUACCUACAAGAUGUGCCACCUGUACUACAACUGGCAGGGGAUCAUCCGAGUGCCCGCUCCCUGCCAGUACGCCCACAAGCUGGCUUUUCUUGUGGGUCAAAGCAUCCACAGGGAGCCCAGUGUGAAACUGGAUGACUUCCUCUUCUACCUAUGAGGAUAAAAAAGACAAGCAAAUUGUUCAGCUCUGACUCUUAAGUUACCUUGUGAAGUCCUCUAUAUGUAAACUUUAGUUACAAAAGUUCUUUUCAGUUUAAAGUAAUAUAAGUAAGUUCAGUUUUGCCAAAGCUAAGUGUUUGUGUUUGUAGUGUGAGAUAGCCCUGUGUAUCAAGUUACGCAGUUGAGAGGUUCGUGUUACAUUUUGAAGUCUAAUGUCUAAAGACAUGAUUCUGCGGCCGAAAGCUAACACACAUGCUAAAAUGAUCAUUAAUGCACCCUGUCUACUGUUGGAAAUGCACUGAAGUAGAUGAAUGUUCAGA
This is a messenger RNA of Sebastes umbrosus (honeycomb rockfish), 3023 nucleotides long. RefSeq names its product piwi-like RNA-mediated gene silencing 1 (gene piwil1). Gene Ontology annotation, molecular function: protein binding; piRNA binding. Lineage: Eukaryota; Metazoa; Chordata; Actinopteri; Perciformes; Sebastidae. Gene Ontology annotation, cellular component: P granule. The transcript is spliced from 21 exons. Bases 131 to 2701 code for a protein of 856 amino acids. Gene Ontology annotation, biological process: regulatory ncRNA-mediated gene silencing. The record is from RefSeq and is a predicted model, not a curated record.